Molecule: messenger RNA, 309 nt
Organism: Racocetra fulgida
Lineage: Eukaryota; Fungi; Glomeromycota; Glomeromycetes; Diversisporales; Gigasporaceae
Source: the annotation of a GenBank genome assembly
AUGGUCUGCAACUCUGUUCUAACUAAUACUGCAGGACUUCGAAUAACCUCUAUUUACGGGAGUAAAUUUAUUGUCAAAACCAGCAAAGAAAAUAGUUUUGCUGGUUGCGCAAUCAUUAUUGCUUCUGGAGCAGUAGAAAAAAAGUUGGAAAUUAAAGAUGAAAAAAAAUUUAUUAAUUUAGGGUUUUUUGUUAACCAAGAAGUAGCAGUAGUAGGUGGUGGUUAUUCGGCUUUAGAAAUGGCUUUGUAUAUAAGCACUGUGGCAAAAAAAGUUUAUCUUAUUCACCACUAUUCAGAAUUUCAAGCCUAG